Drosophila novamexicana is the source of this 522-nucleotide messenger RNA. Its product is annotated as 10 kDa heat shock protein, mitochondrial. The record is from RefSeq and is a predicted model, not a curated record. The transcript is spliced from 3 exons. Gene Ontology annotation, molecular function: metal ion binding; ATP binding; protein folding chaperone. Bases 106 to 420 code for a protein of 104 amino acids. Gene Ontology annotation, cellular component: mitochondrial matrix. NCBI's taxonomy places the organism in Eukaryota, Metazoa, Arthropoda, Insecta, Diptera, Drosophilidae.
ACGAACAACUGCGACCGGCCCGCACGUGUAGUGAGACUUCACUUUCAUUUAUUAAUUAAGAUUUAGCUGUUCGAAGCGCUCCAGUUUGCAUUUAAUUACAUAAAAAUGGCUGCCGCUAUUAAGAAGAUCAUCCCCAUGCUUGACCGCAUUUUGGUGCAACGCGCUGAAGCCCUUACCAAAACGAAAGGUGGCAUUGUCUUGCCAGAAAAAUCGGUGGGCAAAGUGCUGGAAGGCACUGUUGUGGCGGUGGGCCCCGGAACACGCAAUGCUACAACUGGCAGUCAUAUUCCAAUUGGUGUGAAGGAGGGCGAUCGCGUUCUGCUGCCUGAAUUUGGCGGUACCAAGGUCCAAUUGGAUAGUGAUGAAAAGAAAGAGCUGUUCCUUUUCCGCGAGUCGGAUAUCUUGGCCAAGUUAGAAUAAAUGGCUACCAAUAAUUCUAUGAAUUCUGUUUUCUAUUAGUGCGUAACCCUCUACAAUAAAAGUUUAGUGCAAUGUUUUUGAUUGCAUUACCCAAAAAUAAAA